UUAUUGUGUACAUAAAUGUCCCUCAAAUUUUAGGCGAUACUCUGAAGCACCAAGAGGAUACCAUAGUAUCGUAUCACGGUUCGAGUGGGUGCGAAGGAGAUAACCAUUGUGCAUGUAGAAAUAGAUAUAUACUGACUGAGCCAUUCUCAUCUUCAUAUCGUCGAAAUCAGUAGAGCGUUCGUUUGCAUAAAGUACCCUGUUCCGAUUGGGUUAAAUCAUCGUCAAAGAUUCUACUCACCAUAUCUUUAUCGGCUGUUAACACGUGCUUCCAAAAAUUGUCCACAAUGGAAUGAAGCAAAUUUGAUAUACUGACAAGAACGACAUCUUUGCCUUAAUUUUAAAAUGUGUGAUAGAUCGCCCGCUGAAAUUGAUGCUGGUUCAAGUGCUGCUACUCAAAGAGCCUAGGGAAUAAUACCUCUCAUGUCUUACACUAAAUGUUUGUUGUAUUUGCGUCUCACCGACCUACUCUUUCGUUUCACAAUAGUCACAAAUUGAAAGCUAUUUGUUUGAUAUCGGAUCGUCAUGCAUCAAUUUCAGGUCAUUUUAAAGCUGACGCAAAGAGUGUGGAUAUAUCGGCAAGACGAAGCUAUAGCUCGCAUGAAAAGCAAAGAGAAGGGCAAACACAACUAGAAACCGUUUGAAAGUUUGCAGGCUGCAGAUUCUGACAGAUACCUUUGCUAGAUACCUUAAAAAACGGGUAUCAUUACAAAGAACAUGAAUUCGAAAAGGCCAGAAUUAAUGUAUUUGAUCCCAAGUGAUUUUUCAU
This is a messenger RNA of Plasmopara halstedii, 766 nucleotides long. RefSeq lists its product as uncharacterized. Lineage: Eukaryota; Oomycota; Peronosporomycetes; Peronosporales; Peronosporaceae. The record is from RefSeq and is a predicted model, not a curated record. The coding region runs from base 435 to 641 and encodes 68 amino acids. The transcript has a single exon.